This is a messenger RNA of Folsomia candida, 714 nucleotides long. RefSeq names its product mannose-specific lectin. The transcript has 2 exons. The record is from RefSeq and is a predicted model, not a curated record. NCBI's taxonomy places the organism in Eukaryota, Metazoa, Arthropoda, Collembola, Entomobryomorpha, Isotomidae. The coding region runs from base 78 to 536 and encodes 152 amino acids.
AGCCUUCUUGGAUAAAUAAACUAAAACUGCCACCAUCACCAUCCAGUCAUACCUCAGAGAGUUUAAUAUUCACCACAAUGGUCCACAUAUCAGUCAUUGGUCUUUUCUUCGUCUACUUUUUUAUCGGGAAGGCUUCCGGGGCGUGCGAAUGGUUUCCGGGAGAAGAAGUUGUGAAUUGCGAGGAAGGAGGGGAUGGACGUCUUACCUUCCAAAGUGAUGGAAACCUCGUCAUUUAUGACGGUAAGGGAACAUCCAUUUGGGCCUCAGACACUAGACCCUGCGGCCGGCGCGCAGUUUUUCAAAAGGAUGGAAAUCUCGUUGUCUUCAAUAGAGGUGGAAAAAUCGUCUACUCCACUGCAACUACAGGAUUGGGGAACCGGAUGACAUUCUCUCAAGGAAAGUUGGCCAUUUACGACACAGCGUAUGAAACUGCCUGGACAAGCAGUGAUUUUUGGAGAAAGAAGGGAUGUUGUGAUGCCAAUUAUCCCAGCGAUGUUCAAGAAUGCACGGGAGGAGGUCCAGUUGGCAGAAAGUAAAUAAAUUAGAUUUGCUGAUUUUAACAAAGAGAUCUUACUUAAGUAGUGUCAAUAUAAUAAACCUAAUACAAAAUAACUACCAAUAUGACCCCACAAACAAAUUUAUUUAUCUACCAUGUGUUAAAAUUGGAAAUAUAUCAAUUAAUUAAAAACAGUAAAUCAAGCGGAUCGAAAUUCA